Lentinula edodes (shiitake mushroom) is the source of this 1470-nucleotide messenger RNA. RefSeq lists its product as uncharacterized. The coding region runs from base 132 to 1034 and encodes 300 amino acids. The transcript has 3 exons. The record is from RefSeq and is a predicted model, not a curated record. NCBI's taxonomy places the organism in Eukaryota, Fungi, Basidiomycota, Agaricomycetes, Agaricales, Omphalotaceae.
CGGCUUUUUGCGGAUGUCGCCCCUUGAGCCAACAUUCCGCGGAGAAUGUCUCUCUGUAUCAAAUACGGAUUUGACUUCCGCGGAAGGUACAUAAAUAUGUCAUUAUAUUCUCGAGCUUCAGCCACUAGACAAUGUCUCCAAUCCUUCCUCUCCAUAUCAUUCGCGCCAUUUUUGAACACACGGCCAGGUAUAAUAUUCAAGCCGCUACACGACUUGUCCAAGUCUCCCAUUUGGUCCAGCACUGGACUGAUCCAAUCCUAUAUGCGAACGUGGUUCUUCUAAGAGAGAGGUCCCGGAAAGCCUUCUUGAGGACCGCAAGAUCCUCUAAACGGGCUCUCCUAUCAGCAACAGUCCACUCGCUCUGCCUUUCGUUCGAUCCAAAAGAUGACUGUGUCCCAAACAUCCUUUUGGCAUGCCCUAGAAUUGUCGACAUAACGAUAUACACAGUUCAAAGCAAGUCCUUGAAUGAGGUCGAACUUCAGAUCGCUUCUUGGAAUUUCGAGAAGUUACUGGGGGCUCUAAACCGCUUGCGUCCACGUCAAGUUCAAAUCCAAUUGGGCGCAUUAUCUACUGCGCACGCUCGGAUUUCACAAUUUCGCCAUUAUUUCUUUCUAUCCACCACACAUCUCAUGAUCAUGGAUAGUUGGGAGUAUUGGGGUUGGUUCGACUUCGCAAUGCUUCCUUCUCUUACCCAUCUUUCGCUGAACCUCAGAAUCCAUUCCCUACCCUUGGAAUCUAUCAAGCAUGCAUUGGAAUUUAUUCGCGACGUUUUGGGGCGCUGUACAAGGCUCAGGUUAUGUAUCGUCCGAAUAUCGUCGCUUGGACCCCUCGAGGUAUCAGAAGAAUCUGUUCAGAGCAUCCAUCCGUUGAUUCGGGACCAAAGACUCGUGUUCCUAUAUGACACGGAACAUCUGUUUAGGAGCCAGGGCGUAGAAAUGACCCGAGAUACGUCGAUUUGGGAACAAGCAGGGGAUAUUUACAAUGAACGGGAUAAGGCAAAUACGAACCCCAAAUUCAUGCCAUCUGCGGUGUAGAAAAAUCCUCAAGGUUCGGAGGAGUCACUGAGGCGUUUUAUCUGGCCCUGCGGGGUUUGCAGAAAGUCCGCGGAGAUCCGGUUCAGCGUAAAGCUGUCAAAACCUUUGCGGCGUGAAAAGUUGUGAGAGGUAGUAGGACACUCGGAGUAGGACUAGAUAAAGGAGAGGGUAUUGUGUACAUUAAUACAGCUUGCACAUCAAGCAUCAAAUAUCAAAAUGCAUCAGGCAUGGUCCAAAUUCUUCGUGGAAUAUGCAAUCGCAUCCUGAGCAGCGAAAAUAUAAAAUAGCCGAGCGGGUUCUGGUCGACUUCCCCAUCUGGAUGGAGGACUUGAAGGUCUAUCAGUAUGAGGUCUAGGGUCUAUUCGAGACGAAGACAUAGAUGGAAGUCAAAACGCAUUUCAAUUGGGUAUUUUGUAGUAUUACACGGAAAAUAUUU